Messenger RNA from Dentiscutata erythropus, 536 nucleotides. The record is from the annotation of a GenBank genome assembly. Lineage: Eukaryota; Fungi; Glomeromycota; Glomeromycetes; Diversisporales; Gigasporaceae.
CACCUGACGAAUCUGUACGCCGGUCGAUGCACCAGGGAAAAGAUAUAAAUAAGCAAAACAUGAUGACGGUGAACGAUUCAAUACCAGAAAAGAAGAGUUACACGACCAACGACAAAAAAGAAAUACCGAAUUCGACGACGCCAACGACGAAAGAAAAGACUAUCACAAAAAAAAAAAGCACUGAACUUACGACACAGAAAAAAGCACUGAACCUACGACAAAGAAAAAACCACAUUACAAGAAGCACCAAAUCGGACGACACCAGAAGCGAAGGAAAAACACCAAAUUGGACGACACCAACGACGAAAAAAGAAAUCACGUUGCAAGGAAUACUGAAUGGGAUAUACCAGGAACGAGAAAAGAAACACCGAACUGGACGACACCAACGACGAACGAUGCACAUCACCAAUGACAAAAAAAGAAAUCACAUUGCAAGGAAUACCGAACGGGAUAUACCAGGGACAAGAAAAGAAACACCGAACUGGACGACACCAACGACGAACGAUGCACAUCACCAAAAUCGACGAACAAUCUAA